Messenger RNA from Melampsora larici-populina 98AG31, 1185 nucleotides. RefSeq lists its product as uncharacterized. The coding region runs from base 1 to 1185 and encodes 394 amino acids. The transcript is spliced from 2 exons. Lineage: Eukaryota; Fungi; Basidiomycota; Pucciniomycetes; Pucciniales; Melampsoraceae. The record is from RefSeq and is a predicted model, not a curated record.
AUGGGACAUCACCGUGCAAGAGCAAGGGAAGAAAGACUUCGUUAUCAGCCAUCAGAAGCUGAGACGGGUAAUGUAUGUUGUGUUUCAGAUUUCUUUUCAUUAAUUCAAGAGAACUCAUCAAACAUUUUGAAGGAUCCCGCCCUGAUCAAAGCAGCGCGAAAGAAGAUAAAACAUCAUCACCUACAAACACGUCAUGUCAAUAUAGUUCUCAAUCAACCAGACUUAGAUAGACACAGUCGUAGUGUUCGGGUGGAAGAUAAACCUAAUCCAAAAAACUAUACGAACGAACCAGUUGCAGGACAAGAGCCUUAUAUCCUUAAGGACUGUAAGCUAGGGGUAUUGACGGACAAAAGGAACCACAAGGUGGUUGCUCUUAUUCGUCAAACACCUUUCAAGUCUAUGACUUCAAAACAACGUUCCGAGCUACGAUUUCUUGCAAACUAUUUACAUGAAGAGCGAGAGUUUUCGAACCCGAUCAUGGGGAAAGGUGAUAUGUUGAGAGGAAAUCUGGGUACGGUGGGGUUUCACAAAGCGUUUCAUCCAUCAAAAGUGACUGGUCUUCGUCCCUGUAAGAGAGUACAACGUAGUCGUAAACUGCUCACUUACUGGUGGAGACGAUGUGUACUCCGUCGUCCUAAAGUGCAAAACAUCUAUACACGACACUUCAAGUCCUUAUCGAAAUUUUUAUACAAAGAAACGUGCAAUCAAGCUAAUCCCCACCAGAAAAAAGAUUCUCUUGGUUGGUCCUUGGGUAUCUUCUUACCGUACAACAAUAAAACUGGCCAACUCGCCUACAAGCAUCAAGGUUUUGACGUUCAAGGUGGUGGUUUUUGGUGGCCAGAUCUUAAAUGUGAAGUCGAUUUUGGAUCAUGUGAUGGGAUGACAGAAGUUUUAUGGCGAGGUAAUAAGGAACUUGUAUGUACUAGACCUUCAAUCGAGCCUUCAGGAAACUUUACUCGACUAGGAACUUCUUUUCAAGUUAAGACAAAGUAUAAAAACUCAUGUGGUUCAAUUACAAAACGUUGGAAAUCUUACAUUAAUCCAGUCUUGAAGGUAUCACAAAUCAAACAAAAGAAUUUGAAACGAAUUCGAUACGUUGGUAGUCCUUCAUUCCUUUACAAAAUGUAUCUUAAAAAAAUUGAAAAACAAGAGCAGCAAGGUUUAAAGAAAACCGAAUCUGAAUAG